Molecule: messenger RNA, 6260 nt
Organism: Vitis vinifera (wine grape)
Lineage: Eukaryota; Viridiplantae; Streptophyta; Magnoliopsida; Vitales; Vitaceae
Product: DNA (cytosine-5)-methyltransferase CMT2
Exons: 24
Coding region: 1714-6012 (1432 amino acids)
Cellular component (GO): nucleus
Molecular function (GO): methyltransferase activity; chromatin binding
Source: RefSeq, a predicted model, not a curated record
AAGGAGAUAUCACCGACUUUGAUGGAGAAGUGCUCCGUCAUAUGACUGUCAUGUAGUCUAAGAGGGUCAUCUUGGUGCAUGUGGGCAGCAUGAUCACCAUAUGCAAUUUGGAUGAAAGUGGAGCCCGCCGCUGGAAGACUCAGAAGGGAUAUUAUCACCGACUUUGAAGAGGGGAGGUUUUUAAAAAAAACGGGAUUCUGUUAGAGAAGGGAAAAGAAAGAAACAAAGAGAGGAGGCCGAUCUUGAGAGAAGUUUUCGUAUAGGCUUGAGGGGACUGCAUCAUAGAUUCAGCUGGAGGAGAUCAUUGCUAUCGACCAUCAUGGCCAGUUCCGAGUGGAGGAGACUCACACAACAACAGUCUCCAGUAGAAUCAAGAUUUCUGUCUGGCAUCACUAUUCUUUUCGGGUUUUCUGCGCACAUCACAAGAGAUUUUUCUGCAAUUCCAGAUUCUUCAUCUCACCUUGUCUGCAACUGGAAGCCAUCAUACACCUCCAUUGGCAAACUUAAAUUGGACAUCGACAUCACUUCUAAAUAAGGAUCACUGUUAUGGGCAUCAUCUUCUCCACUGUCGAUUGCAAUUGAAAACAAGGAGCAACACCUUCAUUAUCCUCCCGAUUAACAUCUUCAUUAUCCUCCCGAUUACCACCAGUUCACGUCUCCAUGGAGGAGUUGCAGCAGGUUAACUUACCAUCACCAUACCCGAUCAUCGCCAGAUUUUGGAAUUCAUCAUUUUGCAAGACGGGCACGCUUCAGACGGAUGCAGCCAUGAAUUUCAACAGGAGGAUUAGAAGAUGGUAGCCAUGAAUCUCGGUGAGAGAUUUUGAGGAUCGCAACCAUGAAUUUCAGUGGAUGAUUGGAAGAUGUUUUGGGAUUUUCUAAUGGAGAUUAUAGCUUUGAAUUUCGGUGAAUGGGAAGAGAAUCUGAGAAUAGCAGACAUGAAUAUUGUAAUAUCGAAGAUCGGAACACGUUCAGCUAGAUUGAGGUACUGAUCAUGAAUCAUUUUCUUCUUUUGUUGUUGCAUCUCGGUGGGGGAAUUGAGAAGUGACAGCAGCUAGUGGAGAUCGCAUUAGUGGUAGCAGCAUAUGGCAGCAGCAUGUGGAUAAAAUUCAAGUGGAAAAAGUGUUAGUUCCUAGCUGAAAAUUAAUGGAAUUGGAUGGUUGAAUUGUAACCACAUAAUAGACUUUCAUGGUUGCAUUUCGGUGGAGAUCAAUGGUUGCAUAUACAGGGAUUGUUUAUGGCUGCAAAUUUCUUUAAUUUAAGUAGAAAUAUGGCUGAAUUUUAGUAGAUUUGGUGGCUGCAUAUAGGGUGAUGGAAUGGUUGAAAUUCAAGUGAAGUUUUGUGGGUAUUUUCAUGGCUGAAUUGUGCUGAAACUCAAGUGAAAAAACAAAUUGAAGGUGGUUGUAUAUAUAUAUGGUGGUCAUGUAGCUGAGAAAAUGCAUCUAAAUUGAGAGAUUUUCAUGGGCAGAAUUAUGGCUGAUUAGUGCGCAUUUUAAUUGACAGAUUUAUCGAGCAUAAUGUGAACUACAUGUUGGUGUGUGUUUGGGUGGAGAAAUUCAUCGAAGUAAACAAGUUUAUGGAGCAUAAUAUGGAGCUGAAUGUGUGGUUAAAAUUCAAAGGAAAUGUGGCUGAACUCGGUGGCUUUUUGAAGGAUGAGAGCUGGAAUUUCAAUGAAAAUACCUUUUUAGCUUUGGAGGAAGGUUGAGCUACUCAGUAAUGUUGAAUCACAACCACGCCCGCACACAACUGAGAAGAUCCUCCAGAUUCUCAUCCUCUUCUUCACCCACCAACGCCCAAAAUGCUGGUGUUGCAGCGUCUCCGUCAGCCGCCUCAUCUCCGAGUUGCCAGAAAAAGGAUCAAAGCUUGACGUUGAAUUGUAGGGCUUGUGGUGAAGAAGAAAUAUUUUUGAAUGUGGAAGAUAUGAGCUCUGGGCGAUCUCCAGUAAAUGCUACACCACAAAGGGAAUGGCUGAGAAACUUCAAAACCAAAUCAUUACCUUUAUCAUUGCAUGAAAAUGGCAAUGGAGAACCUGUUCCGCUGAAAACUUAUGACCCAAACUUUUCUGGUGGGAAGCACUUGAGAAGAUCCCCAAGGUUUAUUUCAACUCCUUCCGCAACUGGAGAUGGUUUCAGAAAGCGAAAGGUCAAUUCAGGAUCCCCUGAAUUGUCUCCAUCAGUGAUUGAAAAUUCUGUAUCUCUAAGAGCUACUGACCUAAAAAUGUGGGAUGCAAAGCGCUUGAGAAGAUCGCCGAGAUUAUCAUCAUCCAACUCCGUUCAGCUUCAAGAGAGAUUUUUGACAAGUUUAGCAGAAAUGAAAUCUCCUGAACAUGAAAAUUCUGUCUCUUUACAAGCUACUGACCUAAAAGUGGGGGAUGGCAAAUGCUUGAGAAGAUCACCGAGAUUAUCAUCAUGCAACUCCGCUCAGCCUCAAAAGAGAUUUUUGACAAGUUCAGCAGAAAUGAAAUCUCCUGAACUUGAAAAUUCUGUCUCUUUAAGAGCAACUGACCUAAAAGUGUGGGAUGGCCAGUGCUUGAGAAGAUCAACGAAAUUAUCAUCAUCCAACUCUUUUCAGCCUCAAGAGAGAUUUUUGACAAGUUUAGCAGAAAUGAAAUCUCCUGAACAUGAAAAUUCUGUCUCUUUACGAGCUACUGACCUAAAAGUGGGGGAUGGCAAGUGCUUGAGGAGAUCACCGAGAUUAUCAUCAUCCAACUCCGCUCAGCCUCAGGGGAGAUUUCUGACCAGUUCAGCAGAAAUGAAAUCUCCUGAACUUGAAAAUUCUGUCUCUUUAAGUGCUACUGACCUAAAAGUGUGGGAUGGCAAGUGCUUGAGAAGAUCACCGAGAUUAUCAUCAUCCAACUCUGCUCAGCCUCAAGGGAGAUUUCUGACCAGUUCAGCAGAAAUGAAAUCUCCUGAACUUGAAAAUUCUGUCUCUUUAAGCGCUACCGACCUAAAAGUGUGGGAUGGCAAGUGCUUGAGAAGAUCACCGAGAUUAUCAUCAUCCAACUCUGCUCAGCCUCAGGGGAGAUUUCUGACCAGUUCAGCAGAAAUGAAAUCUCCUGAACUUGAAAAUUCUGUCUCCUUACGAGCUACUGACCUAAAAGUGUGGGAUGGCAAGUUCUUGAGAAGAUCACUGAGAUUAUCAUCAUCCCACUCCGUUCAGCCUCAAAAGAGAUUUCUGACAAGUUCAGCAGAAAUGAAAUCUCCUGAAAUUGAAAAUUCUGUCUCUUUAAGCGCUACUGACCUCAAAAUGUGGGAUGGCAACUUCGUUCAGCCUCAACAGAGAUUUCUUACAAGUUCAGCAGAAACAAAAUCCCCUGAAAUUGAAAAUUCUCUCUCCUUAAGAGCUUCUGACUUGAUGUGGGAUGAUAAGUGCUUGAGAACAUCACCAAGAUUAUCAUCAUUCAACCCAUUGCUUCCUCAAAAGAUAUUUCUGACAAGUUCUCAAUCUUCAGAAAGUGGAAAUGAUGCUAAGAUUGUGUCUUUCAGAACAUCUGAUGUGACAGUUAUGGAUGAAAAAUGCUUAAGAAGAUCUCCAAGAUUAUCCUCAUCUCUGGUAGGGCCUGGAAGCAGCAAACCUGUAUUUUCCUGUUCUGAGUCAUCCGAUUCAUUUGAGAAACGGCCUUGUAAGAAGAUUGUGCUGCCUACUUCAGAAAACAGACAUGGACAAUACAAAAGGACAUCUUUCUUUAUUGGAGAUCCAGUUCCUGAUAAAGAAGCUCAAGAAAGGUGGCACUGGCGUUAUGACCUGAAGAAUAAAAGAUUCAAGGGUCAAGGCUUGAAAUUGAAUGCUGAUGAUAAUGAAGAAGAAAUAGUUACUAAUGUUGAAUGCCAUUAUACUCAAGCUAAACUUGAUGGGACAAUAUUCAAUCUUGGAGAUUGUGCGCACAUAAAGGGUGAAGGGGAACAAAAACAUGUUGGCAGAAUCUUAGAGUUUUUUAAAACAACAGAAGGUGAAGAUUAUUUUAGGGUUCAAUGGUUUUAUAGAGCUGAAGAUACAGUUAUGAAAGAAGAAGCUGCUUCCCAUGACAAGAAGCGCAUAUUCUGUUCCACUAUAAUGAAUGAUAAUUCACUAGAUUGUAUUAUUUCUAAAGUCAAUGUUCUAGAACUAACUCCUAGGGUAAGUUUGAAAUUGGACUCUAUUCCACCAUUUGAUUAUUAUUACGAUAUGAAGUACAAUGUGGAAUAUUCAACAUUUCACACCUUGCUAAGUGACAAUUCAGUGAAGGGUUAUGAUUUAGUCUCACCUAAUUGCAUUGAGACUCCCCUUAGUGUAGCCAAUACGACUUUCCCAGAGGAUAUGGAUGGUUGCAAACCUGACAAAGCCGAAUUAGCAUUAUUAGAUCUUUAUUCUGGUUGUGGUGGAAUGUCAACUGGCUUGUGCCUUGGUGCCAAGCUUUCUUGUGUUAAUCUUGUGACGAAGUGGGCCCUUGAUUUUGAUAAAUCAGCUUGUGAGAGUUUGAAAUUAAAUCAUCCAGAAACUCAAGUCAGGAAUGAAACUGCCGAGGAUUUUCUGGAUCUAUUAAAAGAAUGGGAAAUGCUAUGUGAACAGUAUGCACUCAAUCUUGUAGAAAGAAAAUCCCAGUCUAGGUCAAAUGUCUUGAGAACAUCCAAGAGCAAUAUAAAUUCUCCACAUGACAUUAAAGUUGCCACUGAUGAACUUGAAAUUUUGAAACUUGUUGAUAUUUGUUAUGGUGAUCCCAGCGAAACAGGCAAACGUGGGCUGAAAUUUAAGGUGCGCUGGAAGGGUUAUGGUCCAAGUGAAGAUACAUGGGAACCAAUUGAAGGAUUGAGUAAUUGCCAGGAAGGGAUAUACGAUUUUGUAAGAAAUGGACUGAAAUCUAAAAUUUUGCCACGCCCAGGUGAUGUUGAUGUUAUCUGUGGGGGCCCUCCUUGCCAAGGGAUUAGUGGUUAUAAUCGCUUUAGAAAUGUCGAUUCCCCACUUUCUGAUGAAAGAAAUCACCAAAUAGUAAUCUUCAUGGACAUAGUGAAAUUCUUAAAGCCCAAAUAUGUGUUAAUGGAAAAUGUGGUUGACCUAUUAAAGUUGGAUAAAGCUUCUUUGGGAAGAUAUGCCAUUAGCCGUUUGGUGCACAUGAAAUACCAAGCAAGGCUAGGAAUGAUUGCUGCAGGCUGUUAUGGUCUUCCACAAUUUCGGUUGCGUGUUUUCCUGUGGGGUGCUCAUCCUGGUGAGAGUCUACCCCAAUUUCCACUUCCUACGCAUGAUGUUGUUGCAAAAUAUUGGCCUCCAUCUGAGUUUGAGUGCAAUAUUGUUGCUUAUGAUGAAGGCCAACCUCGUGAACUAGAAAAAGCCGUUGUUCUUCGUGAUGCUAUAUCUGAUCUUCCAGCUGUCACAAACUAUGAAACUCGUGAUGAGAUGCUUUAUGGAAAGCCUCCAGAAACAGAGUUUCAAAAAUAUAUAAGGUCAACUAAAGAUGCGAUGGCUGGUUCUUCAUCAAGUGGUAUUACAAAAGGGUACAACUCCAUACUAUAUGACCAUCGGCCUUACCCAUUAAACGAGGAUAAUUAUUUACGGAUUUGUCAAAUUCCUCGAAGGAAGGGAGCAAAUUUCAGGGACCUCUCCGGUGUAAUUGUAGGAACUGAUAAUGUGGCUGUACGGGAUCCAACAAUGAAGCCAAUACUUUUGCCAUCUGGACAUCCACUGGUACCAGAUUGCGUCUUUUCUUAUGAACAAGGGAAGUCUAAAAGGCCAUUUGCAAGAUUAUGGUGGGAUGAGACCGUGCCAACUGUAUUGACAUUUCCAUAUCUUCGCAACCAGGCAAUAUUACAUCCAGAGCAGGACCGUGUCCUCACCAUACGCGAGUGUGCAAGGUUGCAAGGCUUUCCUGAUUAUUAUAGGUUCCGUGGGACAGUUAAAGAGAGAUACUGUCAAAUUGGAAAUGCAGUUGCAUUUCCAGUUGCACGAGCCUUGGGAUAUAUGCUGGGGAUGGCGUUUCAGAAUCAGAGUGGGAAUGAAGCGCUCGCAACUCUUCCACUCAAGUUUUCUCAUUCAAUGGUCUAGGUAACUGAUGGAAUCUUGUCUCCAUUUUUGUUGAAAUCAUCUCUCAUUUCCAGGUCAUGUUGGUAUGGUUGAACUACUGAAGUGAUAAGGCAAAAUAUACUUCCCACCCAUCGUUGUUUUGAUUCCCUUGACUUCAGACUUAAUGGGUGAGUCUGGGCCAUUGGUGCCAAAUGUAUUUUCUUUUCUUUUGGCCUUAAUGCUCCAUUUUGUAUACUUCUCUGUGCUUAAAUUGUGCUCCCAUUUUGUCA